AAGUCAAGAUGAAGUCCUCGGCCGUGAUCCUCGCCGCCUGCGCUGCCUCCCUCGCCGGCGCCACGCCCACGUUCCGCUCCGGCAACUGGAACUCCACCGUCGUCAACUGGAACUCGACCACGCCCACCAACUGGAACUCUUCUUCAACCACUGCCGCCAGCACCGGCAGCAGCAGCUGGAACUCGACAGCUGUUACCAACUCGACGACGGCGGCUGAGCUGCCUCCGGCGGAGGCGGCCACCGUCCCGACGACUCCUUCGUCUUCUCCUUACUGGAGCAACGGGACCUCUGCUGUUGGUGGAAGCAACGAGACUUGGGUCAACCGGAACGAGACGCAGUUCUCGCCGAACGAGACACAUGUGCCCGUUGUCCCGCUCAUUCGACGCUUCCGUCCGCAGAGGAAGGUGCUUUCUCGCGCCUUUUUGCCUACAUUUUAA
Messenger RNA from Trichoderma citrinoviride, 437 nucleotides. RefSeq lists its product as hypothetical. The transcript has a single exon. Lineage: Eukaryota; Fungi; Ascomycota; Sordariomycetes; Hypocreales; Hypocreaceae. The record is from RefSeq and is a predicted model, not a curated record. The coding region runs from base 9 to 437 and encodes 142 amino acids.